Messenger RNA from Schizosaccharomyces japonicus yFS275, 2207 nucleotides. Its product is annotated as alpha-amylase Aah3. The record is from RefSeq and is a predicted model, not a curated record. Bases 289 to 1989 code for a protein of 566 amino acids. Gene Ontology annotation, cellular component: extracellular region; plasma membrane; fungal-type cell wall. Gene Ontology annotation, biological process: carbohydrate metabolic process; ascospore wall biogenesis; carbohydrate catabolic process. Gene Ontology annotation, molecular function: calcium ion binding; alpha-amylase activity. The transcript has a single exon. NCBI's taxonomy places the organism in Eukaryota, Fungi, Ascomycota, Schizosaccharomycetes, Schizosaccharomycetales, Schizosaccharomycetaceae.
GAGAGGCUGUGGUAACACCAGAGCCUGCCAACCUUCCCUUCGCCAACACUGUAGCUCAAGUGUCAGUAGGGUUUUUUGUUCUACAUUACAUUUUCCUCUUUAUACCAGUAGGAAAAGACUAAGAGGUUGUUUCUUGGAGGAACGGCCGGUAAGUCUUUCCGUUCUGUAUCAGGCGUAACUUGAACAGGUCAGCAUUAACUAUUCCCUAAAAAAGCACUUGUCAAUACCUGGACUAUCUUGUCGUCUAGCAAUAUUUAAUUGCAUGUUAAUAAUUUGUACUGUUUCAAUAUGAACGGAUCUGUUUUUGUUGUUCUUUUCUCUCUUUUGAGCAUAUUUUUACCAACAAUAGCGAAAUCGUCGGAGGAAUGGCGUUCUCGUGUCAUCUACCAGUUGUUGACUGAUAGAUUUGCUGUGGACGAUGGUAGUACGGACACGUACUGUGAUGUGUCAUCAUUGCAAUACUGCGGUGGUACCUGGAAGGGUAUCAGUACGAAACUGGAUUACAUUGCGGAUAUGGGUUUCACUGCCAUUUGGAUUUCUCCCAUUGACAAGAACAUUGAGGGUGAACAAGGCACUUCUGGCUGGGCUUAUCAUGGAUACUGGAAUACGGACUAUAAGUCCCUGAACAGCCAUUUUGGUUCAGAGAGCGAUCUGAUUAGCAUGAUUACAGCGGCCCACAAUCUCGGCAUUUGGGUUAUGUUUGAUACUAUUGCAAAUUCUAUGGCUGUGAAUGGCAGUAACCCAGAUUUCUCGUACUCGACGUUGGUGCCCUUCAACGCUGAGAAGUACUUCCAUCCUUAUUGUGUCAUUGACUGGGAUACAGAUACUGACGACCAAAUUGUUGAUUGCUGGACCAAUGCCGGUGUGGUUACACUGGCAGAUUUGGAUUUGGAAAAUAGUGACGUGUCUGAUUAUCUUUACUCCCAAGUGAAGUCUGUUGUCUCAAAGUACAGUGUUGACGGAAUCCGUGUGGAUUCUGCGAAGCAGAUGAAUACCUCUUUUUUCCCUGAUUAUGUUUCCAAUGCAGGUGUUUUUGCUCUUGGUGAAGUCUUCUCUUACGAUCCUAAUAUGAUGUGCAAAUACAUGAAGUAUUCCAUUGGCUCUACGAACUAUCCUCUUCAACUGAAGAUGAACUUUUCGUUCACUGCCACUGGUGCGGGUAUGACUUUGAUUGAAAGUUUGUAUGAAAGUAUGAGUUCCAAUUCCAAUUGUUCCGGCGUUGAUCGUUCGUUGACGGGAACUUUUAUUGAGAACCACGAUUUACAGCGUUUCGCUUCAUACACUAGUGACCAAGCAAACAUUAUGGGUGCAAUCGCUUUUGUACUUGUUUGGGAUGGUAUCCCCAUUAUUUACUAUGGUCAAGAGCAGGGCUUCAGUGGUGCUGCUGAUCCUCUCAAUCGUGAGGCUCUUUGGUCCUCUGGUUACGAUACUACAAACCCCUAUUACACGCUUAUUAAGUCUCUCGUGCAUUUCCGAAGAACCGUUAUGUCUCAGGAUAGUACAUAUGUGACAACACUCUUUUCUUUCAUUGAGUCUGCUAGAGACCAUAUGAUUGCUCAGAAGAACAAGGUGCUUGUUGUGUUUGCCAAUGUCGGUGUGUCCGUGAAUUCUACAACUUAUACCAUUAGCUCCAACUUUUCUUCUGGUGUGGUCCUCAGUGAAAUCAUUCAUCAAAAGACUGCAACUGUCGGUUCGGGCGGUGUCUUUGAAGCCACCAUGACAAACGGCUAUCCUCUCAUCUUUUACCCGUCCGCUAGCCUGGCGUCAACAAGUGUGUAUACUGUAAACCUUACCAUCGUGCCUACGACAGAGCAUACAGGUACUACUACCGUGACUACCUCUUAUUACAAACCCACAUACUCGGCACGAACCUUCACCGGUAGUGGUAGUGUGUUCACGCUUUCUGCUGCCUCGAGUUACUCUUCUUCUUCCCUCCUUAUCCUUGGUUCCUUGGCCGCUGCAGCCUUGGUCACCUUCAUUGUUUGGUAAGUGAAAGUGCCCGCGCUACAGAAACUACCUCAAUCCUUCUUUUUUGUUUACAAUCUAUCCUUGCAUAUCCCCAUGUAGUUUCAUAUUUUACGGUCAACAAGUUAAAAUUAUUACAGAAAUUGAACUUUCAAAAAAUUCACACAUUUCAAAGCUGCGUUAAAAUUGCUUAAACCCCUAAUGCGUAUUUGCACUUAAUACCGUAUAUACUCGAAGUUUCU